Messenger RNA from Carica papaya (papaya), 1058 nucleotides. RefSeq names its product E3 ubiquitin-protein ligase. The record is from RefSeq and is a predicted model, not a curated record. Lineage: Eukaryota; Viridiplantae; Streptophyta; Magnoliopsida; Brassicales; Caricaceae.
AAAAUAAUGAUGAAAAGAGAAGAAAAUAAUAAUUGCUGUUUUUGUUGUUGUUGAUAAAAUUACAAAUGGGAAUUACAGUAUUUGUUUGGCUUGGGUGGGAACCAGAGUAGAACAAAAUUUUCUUUCUGCCAAAAAAGAAACUUUCUUUCGACAAAGAAGGGGCAAAAUCAGUUUAAACGACGCCAUUGACUAAAUUUCAAACUUCUAGAGCCGCUCACCAGACAGGCGGACAGAUAGCCACAGCCAUAGCCACAGCCAUAGCCAUAGCCAUGGCCAUGGCGAGAGGAGUAGAGGAACUAAGCGAGGAAGAAAGAAGAGCUCUGAGAGGGAGCAAAUUUGCCCCUCUCCCUUCUUUGCCCACUUCGUCUCAUUCUCAAUCCAGAUUGGCACAUCCUGGUGGACCCAUGACAACGAACAAGGCAGCCGCUCUAGCCAAGUUUCUUGAAAGGAAACUUCAAGAACCUAAUGGGUUAGCCUCGAUUGACCCCGAUCUUAUUGAAUUGGCCGUUAAAAACGCCAAAGACACCGUCAUAUCAGGUGGGUCUUCAACGUCAGGAAAAACAAUUCGGCAUGUAACCUCCUUUGCUGACUUUGAGGAAUCUUCCGAAGAAGCAAAAGUGCAGAAGUCUGAGCACAAGAAGAAGAAAAGGAAAAAGGAGAAAAAGAAGGGGAAGAAAGCAGAGAAGAAAAACAAAAAACAGAAGUUGGUGGAUGAUGCAAAUGCCACAUUGAAAAAAUCCAAGAAGUUGAAAUUGUAAUUAGUUUUAGUUUUAGGUGUUACCUGAAUUUCUUAGACUUUUAAUAGCUGAUCAACUGAAGAAAUGAGCUGUAGGUCUAAUCAAAUGAAACAGAAUUUUGUCAAUGGAAAAAUAGAAUUGUCAAUCCUCUUGAAGGUUGAAGGGGUCUAAACUUAGCUUAUUCACCAUCCUCUAAAUUUUUUGUCCCUUGAAAAAUUCAUUUUUUUUGCUUUGUAUCUUUAGAUCACUCUGUAUUUCGUACCCUCCUAACAGAUUGAUUGUGGUGAAAGUGGAUUUGAAUGUAGAUCCUAUUGGUUGAAG